GGUAGGGAGCAGAUCUGGCAAUGAGAAAUGGGUUGUAUUAUUAUGAAAGUUGUAUUAUGAAAGUCCUGGAGCAUUAUGUCAGUAAUAUCUCAGGAUAUUGAAUAGGUCAUCUUUACUCAAAAGACAUGCAUUGCAUCCGUCAUUAUAUGACUAUAAUGUUUCUAACAUUUUCAAGAACACAGACACACUGAUUAACAGUAUCAUAUUAUUACACCGCUUUGAUUGAUGCCUAAAUCAGUUUGGCUCACUCGCUAUUUUCCAACUUGGACAUUUGUCGAUAUACUGUGUCUAAGAAACCACACCAUCCAACAGUGCGGGGCGGUAUAAUAUCAAUGAGUGCGUGCUGAGGGUGAGUUUGGAAGAACGUGCGCGAAAGUCCUUUAAUAAAUAAAGAACCUGGCCUCUGCUAUAGGUUUGCGUCUUGGAAUGUGUGACUAGUUAACAUUAUUUGUACUUAUUAUUUUAUGAAAAGUAGCUAGUUUGCUAUUGAUCCAAAGCAAAGAACUGAGAACCCCACAACAAAAGUUUAAUGUCCAGGAUCUUUACGUUGUUUAAUUUGUAGAUAUUAGAAAACGGCCCUGUGUUUGGAAAAUGUCUUCGGGCUGUCAGAAAACCACUACUAGCAAGUCCAUUCCGACCAGAUGGGUGACUAUAAACGACGCGGCGCACAUGCCCCACGAAUACUCCACAACUCCCGGAGGAACUCCGUUCAGCAUAACUCCUGGAGGUACAAGAAUUAUCUACGACCGGCAGUUCCUGCUGGAGUGCCGCACUUCCCCGCUGGCCAGGACUCCGCCGUACUCUCUCCCUGACAUUCCAGGGGUCACCAGCCCACCCUCAAAACACAUCAUCAAUGUAAAGGCCCAUAAUGGAGAACCACUGUACAACAACAUCACGGUACCUGCUGACAGGAGUGCUGGGGAUGAUGCACAGUUUGAAAUGGACAUCUAACUGGUGGUGAAAUGAGCAUUCUAGAGGGAUGUGAAACAACUUCACAUACUACCAUGAUGCUAAAGAAGAGGCCCAGCCAAUCCCCUGUCCAGACUCACUACAAUAUUGUCACCCUGUGUUUACAGAUGUGUCCAUUAGUUGAUGUGUGUUAACUUUCAAUACCAGUGGUGUUGUUACUGUGAACUGCUCAAAGGUAGUCUGUUGCCUUUCUCUUGUGAACCCAGCGACAACACUGAAAAAGACUGCCCCAGAGGAGUGGCGUGGAGGUAACGAUUCAAUACAAUUGUUUUCAUUCUUUAAAAUUAUUUUGACACUCAAAUCACCCUAAUCAUGGGCUACCCACCCUUCACCUCUCUUCAAAUACUGUCUUCAAAAAAACUUUUCAUUUUUACAGAUAGUCAUACAAAGGAAUGUUUUUGUCACCUUUUAAGUUUUGAGACAAAAUAAAUACAUUUUCACAUGGUAUGUAGGAAGAAGAAAUAAAGCAAAGAGAACGUA
Molecule: messenger RNA, 1449 nt
Organism: Oncorhynchus gorbuscha (pink salmon)
Lineage: Eukaryota; Metazoa; Chordata; Actinopteri; Salmoniformes; Salmonidae
Product: eukaryotic translation initiation factor 4E-binding protein 2-like
Exons: 3
Coding region: 592-951 (119 amino acids)
Biological process (GO): negative regulation of translational initiation
Cellular component (GO): cytoplasm
Molecular function (GO): eukaryotic initiation factor 4E binding
Source: RefSeq, a predicted model, not a curated record